This is a messenger RNA of Eruca vesicaria subsp. sativa (arugula), 1719 nucleotides long. NCBI's taxonomy places the organism in Eukaryota, Viridiplantae, Streptophyta, Magnoliopsida, Brassicales, Brassicaceae. The record is from the annotation of a GenBank genome assembly.
AUGGGUAAUAAAACCAUACUAGGAUUAUUUAUGGUGUUUCUAGUAGCAUCAAGUGUGGUCUACGAGGCGCAAGGAACGUUCUUGUUAAAGUGGUACUUGAGGAGACAUUUUAUGCGAAAGGCAAGGGCCUUUACACCAUUCGCAUGCAAAGGUAUGUUAUUAUUGCUGAACAGGCUCAAAGGUGGAUGUCCCGCGACUAAAGGGUUCAAGACUUUCUUCUCACUCUUCAUAUCUUACAUCACCUUUAUCAAAACGGCAACGGUUUCGAAAACCACCGAUACUGAGCUAGCAACAAAAAGUGACGGCCUCGCCAAGGCUGUAUCUGUAUUGACUGGUGCUAAACAAGUGAGUACGGAUUUUAGAGAGACCAUGUUGUCAAUGGGAAAGACAUUGAUUGAGCAGAAGAAAGCUGGUGCAGAGCCUGUCUCACCAAAGCAAAGGAAAGUGUUGAUCGUGGCUAUGGUGCAAUGGACUAAAACAGUCGUUACAAUUGUGAAAACGGCCGUGGAGCAUGCUGGAAAGUCUAUCGAUACAUCCAAUCUUGGGCUUGACGUUGAUGUUAAUGAAAUUGUUAAUGAAAAAGAAGACAGCCCAACAACACCCACAACCCCCACAACACCCUCUACACCCUCUACACCCACAACACCCUCUACACCCACAACACCCUCUACACCCUCUACACCCACAACACCCUCUACACCCUCUACACCCACAACACCCUCUACACCCACAACACCCACAACACCCUCUACACCCGAAACACCCUCUACACCCACUAAAUCAACUCCUACACCCUCUACACCCACUAGCUCAACUCCUACACCCGAAACACCCUCUACACCCUCUACACCCUCUACACCCACUAAAUCAACUCCUACACCCUCUACACCCACUACACCCUCUACACCCGAAACACCCUCUACACCCACAAAAUCAACUCCUACACCCGAAACACCCUCUACACCCACGAAAUCAACUCCUACACCCUCUACACCAACGGACAGCCCUACUAGCUCAACAGGUAGCCCUAGUAGCCCAACUCCCACUACACCCACUGAAUCAGGUCCUACACCCACUGGCUCAAGUCCUUCCACGACCACAGAAUCAGCUACUCAAACCACAUCAGCGAAACAAGUGGAGACUCAAACAACCAACGAAGUAAUGUCGUUCAUCUCUGGCCUAGAGAAGAAGUAUGCAGGAAAGACAGAACUCAGCACUUUCUUUGAGAAACUCAAGUCUACCAUGACUGCUACAUCAAAGAUCUCUACCACAGACGAAAAAACCUUCGCUUCUGGUGUUAAAACUGCUGCUGGGACACUAUCUCAAGCGGCAGAGUCUGUUACUCAAAAGUUAGGCACAUCAGCAGAGAGCAAGCAAAAAAUAGAAACUUCCCAACAAGAGUUGAUGAAGACAUUCAAAGAACUAGAAGAAGUUAAAACUAAAAUAGUGAGUGAGAGUAAAGGCAAGACAGUGACCUCCACACAACAGACAGAGCUUAAGCAGACACUCACUAAAUGGGAACAAGUCACCACCCAAUUUGUGGAGACUGCUGUUUCUUCUAGUACAGCUUCGUCUUCCACUCAGUCAUCUAAGUCAACUUCCUCUAAGAAGUCUGAACAGUCCCAUCAGUCUCAUGAGACCCAGCAGACUCAGCAAAUUCAGCAGGGAACUUCCUUGAAGGCUCAGGCUCAGGCUCAGACUCAGACUCAGUCCAAAUGA